This is a messenger RNA of Vitis vinifera (wine grape), 4344 nucleotides long. RefSeq names its product DNA repair protein RAD5A. NCBI's taxonomy places the organism in Eukaryota, Viridiplantae, Streptophyta, Magnoliopsida, Vitales, Vitaceae. The transcript is spliced from 17 exons. The record is from RefSeq and is a predicted model, not a curated record. The coding region runs from base 258 to 3272 and encodes 1004 amino acids. Gene Ontology annotation, molecular function: ATP-dependent chromatin remodeler activity; zinc ion binding; ATP binding.
GCAAAAGGAUGGCGGGAAAUAUUGCUUCUCUCACACGCUUCCUUCCCAGCCCGCGAUUUUCCUUCGUACGCGCCACCGACCUCGUCUUCUUCACUUCAAAGUUCAAACCACUCCAACAGAGGCCCUAGCGCAUUAUAGCAUAAGGGCUUCCAACUCCAUUAUUCUUAACCUCUUCUCGGACCUAGGGUUUCAUGGUUCUCCUGUGACUCCGCGCUCCAAUAUAUACUGGUGGAAUUAGGGUUAGGGUUUCAUCGGAUAUGGGCAAGAAGGUCACGGAUGAACUGUUAUCGACCGUCCGUUCCGUAAUUGGCCUGAACUACUCCGAUAUGGACAUCAUCCGUGCGCUUCACAUGGCCAACAACGAUGUCACCGCCGCGAUCAACAUCAUCUUCGAUACUCCAAAUUUCGGAACUAAAAUGGGAAAAAACACGGAAACUUUUCGCCGCAAUUCGAGCUCCGUGAGUGCAAUUGUCGUCUCAGAUUCGUAUCGAAACGAGGAUGAGACGAAGAAGUGUUCUUUAGGCAAUGGAACUGUCGUCUCAGAUUCGAAUCGAAAUAAUGAGGCAAAGAAGUGUUCUUUAGGGUCUAAUGAAAAUGAUACUCCAACUCCUAGCAAUUUGGUUGAUAAUAGUUUUGAAGCUUCGAGUCGGUGCUCGGGUUCCAUUGGGAGUGAGUGGUGGUUUUUGAAUUGCAGUGAACUCGCGGGAUUGUCAACUUGUAAAGGGAGGAGGAUGAAAUCUGGGGAUGAAGUGUUUUUCACAUUUCCAUUGAAGAAGAGCCCAAAUUCUCCUUCUCCAGGGAAGCUUACUGGACGAGGACGACAGAUGGGGGCUUGCUCGGAGAUUGUGAGGUUCUCCACGAAAGAGUCCGGGGAGGUAGGUCGCAUCCCAAAUGAGUGGGCUCGGUGCCUUUUGCCGCUUGUGAGGGAUAAGAAGGUUAAGAUUGAGGGGUUUUGUAAAGCUGCUCCUGAUGUGUUGGGCAUCAUGGACACUAUUCUUUUAUCAAUCAGUGUAUAUAUCAAUAGUUCCAUGUUCCGAAAGUGCCAGCAGACCUCCCUUAGAGCAGCCAGCAAUUCUUCUGAGGAGUCAGUUGUUCAUGCUCUCCCAACCUUGUUUAGGUUGCUGGGAUUAACCCCUUUUAAAAAGGCAGAAUUCAGUCCUGAUGAUCUGUAUACGAGGAAGCGGCCUUUAGAAUCAAAGGACAAUUCUGGUAUUCCUGGCUUACUGUCACAUGUCAAGUUUAAGAAUCCAUCUCCAAAUGGCAAUGAAGUUGAAAAUGAGGAGUCCAUUUCAGACACUGAUCUUGACAAUAUUGUUGGCAUCGGAGACAACUCUUAUCUUGAGGAAAGGGAUCCCCCUAGCACCCUUCAGUGUGAACUUCGCCCCUAUCAGAGGCAGGCUCUUCACUGGAUGAUCCAGCUGGAGAAGGGACCAUGCAUGGAUGAGGCAGGAACAACCCUUCAUCCCUGUUGGGACGCGUAUCGUCUUGCAGACAAGAGGGAGCUUGUCAUCUAUUUGAAUGCAUUUACAGGUGAUGCCACAACAGAAUUUCCAAGCACCCUUAAAAUGGCCAGAGGAGGAAUUCUGGCAGAUGCAAUGGGGCUUGGGAAGACAAUUAUGACCAUAGCUCUCCUUCUUGCUCAUUCAGAAAAAGGUCUACUAGCCAGUAGUCAAUCUACAAGUCAGCACUAUCAUGAAAGUAGUGAAAUCAGCAGUAUUUCAGAUCAAUCUCCAGAUCUUUCAAAGAAAGCAGCUAAAUUUUCAGGUUUCCAUAAGCUGAAGAAGCAAGAGAAUACCCUUACUAGUGGGGGCAAUCUGAUCAUAUGCCCUAUGACACUUCUAGGCCAGUGGAAGGCAGAGAUUGAAACUCAUGCUCAACCUGGUUCUUUGUCUGUUUAUGUUCAUUAUGGACAAGGUAGAUUGAAGGAUGCAAAAAUUCUAGCCCAAAAUGAUGUUGUAAUCACCACAUAUGGAGUGUUAGCCUCAGAAUUUUCACCUGAGCAUGCUGAAGACAAUGGGGGACUUUACUCAGUUCAUUGGUUUAGAGUAGUGCUUGAUGAGGCGCAUACUAUAAAAUCCUCUAAAAGCCAAAUUUCUAUGGCGGCGGCUGCACUAAUUGCUGAUCGCCGAUGGUGUCUUACUGGUACUCCUAUCCAGAACAACCUGGAGGACAUUUACAGCCUUCUUCGGUUUUUGAGGGUGGAACCUUGGGGAAACUGGGCAUGGUGGAAUAAACUCAUUCAAAAACCAUUUGACGAGGGUGAUGAGAGAGGAUUAAAGUUGGUCCAAUCCAUCUUAAAGCCAAUCAUGUUAAGAAGAACAAAGUUUAGCACUGAUCGAGAAGGCAGGCCAAUUCUAGUUCUCCCUCCAGCUGACAUUCAAGUGAUUUAUUGUGAACUUACUUCAGCUGAAAAAGACUUUUAUGAGGCUCUAUUUAAAAGAUCCAAGGUGAAGUUUGAUCAAUUUGUUGAGCAAGGACGGGUUCUUCAUAAUUAUGCUUCUAUUUUGGAGUUGCUUUUAUGUCUUCGCCAAUGUUGUGAUCAUCCAUUUCUUGUGAUGAGUCGAGGUGAUACACAGGAAUUCUCUGAUCUGAAUAAGCUAGCUAAGCAUUUCCUAAAAGGUGGCCAGAAUGCCCUGGAAGGAGAAACCAAAGAUCUGCCUUCACGUGCUUAUAUUCAAGAGGUUGUGGAGGAGCUGCGUAAGGGGGAGCAAGGAGAAUGCCCUAUAUGUCUUGAAGCAUUUGAAGAUGCAGUGUUGACUCCUUGUGCUCAUCGUUUAUGCCGAGAGUGUCUCUUGGCUAGUUGGCGAAAUCCCACUUCUGGAUUUUGCCCUGUUUGUAGGAAGACCAUCAGUAGGCAAGAUCUUAUUACAGCUCCGACUGGAAGUCGAUUCCAGAUUGAUGUUGAGAAAAAUUGGAUGGAAUCAUCCAAAGUUGCUGCUCUCUUGCUCGAACUAGAAAAUCUCUGCUCUGUGGGCUCCAAAAGUAUUUUAUUUAGCCAGUGGACUGCCUUUCUCGACCUCUUGCAGAUUCCCCUUUCUCGGUGCUGCUGGGAUUGGCUCACCAUUACUAAAAAUGUCUUGCCACCCCUCUUAUCAAAAUUGAUAGAGAAAUGUCCUGAUAGAACUAUUUGUCAGCUUUUUCCUUAUGUGGCAAAGGAAAAUGCUUUAAGAAAACCCAAAAAGGAUUCCACCUAUGUAGACCUGGAGGUAUACAAGCAACACCCAAAUGGAAAGAAAGAGACACAAAAACAAAUCUGCACCAGCAAAACAUGACAGAAAAGAGAAAGCAACAGAAUACAAACAGAAGUCAAUCCCUCCCAGCUUAUCAAUGAAGUCCUAUAAAGCCAAUGCCUCUUUCCUGGAGAAUCCUCUGAUCCAAUGAACAAAGAUCUAAGGGCAAAUUCCAUUUGUCUAAGUUUAAACACCUGCAUCCCUUCACAAGUCCUGCUAUUCUGUUCCUUAUAGAGACACCAUGUUUAGUAUCAUGAGGCUGUCCUCCACACCUUUCUCUUCUGAUGACAAACCUACUAUGCCAUCUUGCUAAAACUCCUUGAACAACCUUGACAUGACCCAAGCCACCUCAAAUUGAAAACAUGCUAAAGACCUACAAAUGCUGAGCCACAGAACAGUUGAUUAAUGAAUGGCUUGUUAGCUCCUAUUCUCUCUUGCAAAAGUAAACAUCAGUUCACAAGUGUCCUUCCCUCUCUUCUGUGCUGACCAAUAGUUUAACAUUCUCCCAUCCAGCAGAGUACGCAGAAAGGGCUCCUUUCGAAGGAGCACAAGGUCCUCACAAAUUUAGAACUGGAAAACUGUCUUGGCCCUAGAAGUUAAAGCCUUGAAAAAGAAUUUAGUUAAUUAACAGAAGAUUGACCAUACUUCAUUGCCUUGCACCACAAACUAUCCCCCCUAUUCCUUGAAAGCUGCAAAUCAACAUGGCAGCCCAUGAAAUAAUCCACCAUCUCCAAUUCCUAGUUAUGAAAUUUUGUAACAAAGCUAUGGUUCCAAUGCUUCUGGCCCUCCUCAAUACUCCAGUACCUUGCUAAAAUUGUAUGGGUUUGUUAAAUCUUUGUGCAAGUUGAUUUUCACCUUAAGGAUCUUCACUUUGGCAAAAUCUGGAUCACAGAAUUUAAAUUCUUAAACGUGGUUUUCUUUUUUUCAUUUUUGUCCUUUGUUCCUUGUUCUGUCAUUCCCUGGAUCAGUGCCUUGGGAGUUCAUAUGUUUGUCAUGGAAAUCCCAGUGACACCAGAUCCUAGGUAUGUGUACUUUCCAUCAAAUGCAACAAUAUGUUGGAGUUCACCAUCUUGGCAAUCUGUUGCAUAUGCCAUUGAUAUCAGUAGUUUUUCAU